Molecule: messenger RNA, 6312 nt
Organism: Diabrotica balteata
Lineage: Eukaryota; Metazoa; Arthropoda; Insecta; Coleoptera; Chrysomelidae
Source: the annotation of a GenBank genome assembly
AUGUCAACAGCUACUCCUAACCGCGGGUUUAGGAGACGUCUUGAUACUAUAACAGAACCAAGAAAAGGCCCGUCAGUCUUUGCAGCAGAAACACAAUUUCCAGAAUCUCGAUCUAGAACUGGACGAAAAAUUGAUUUACCCACACCUGAAAAACUCACAUUAGAAAUACCCACACGCAGUCGUCGAAGAACAACAACACCUAAAAUCGAUAAACAAUCCUCAGUACCUACAUUUCCAUCAAGAAAUCGCUUUAGAUCUAGGGAAAUGCCUAUAAUAGACGAACAAAAACUAGAAGUACUACCUCUGUUUGAAGUAGAACCCAAAUUGGUUAACACACGUAUAAUGAAUAGGGCUGACGUUGUUUUUAAACCUAAAAAAAGUAGUUUAAAUAAAGAUAAAGAUGAGUCAAUGAUAAGAAAAACAAACGAGAUUGACGCGAGAUCUCGACGAAGGGGAGGUUUAGAAAUCAUUCAAGCAAGUUCUACUGAAAUAAAACCAACAGAAAUUCCAGCAAGGUCUAGAGUAGCAGUAAGUGUCAGUGUAGAAACCAGAACAGAAUCUUCGGUAAGGCGUUCUUUACCUAACAGGAGGUCUGAAGUUAAAGAAUCAGUUGUAUCAGAAAUAAAUGAAGUGACUUCUCGUAAAAAAGUAUCACGAAAGAAAGCCAAUUCCAACAAUUCAAACGAAAUCAAAUUAAAACCUCUUCCGGUAUACAGAGGAAGCAAAAAAUCCGAAGUAGUAGUUAAAAAAGCAAGUUCCGAAGAAGUUGACGAGGCUGAUAAUUAUCCUGAAGCUUUCAAGGCUUUAAUUAAAUCAAAAAAGGAGUCAAGACCAGUGCCUUCUUCAUUACCACUUCUUAGAGCCAGCAAUGUCGUGACUUUAGUACCAUCAUUUAGUACCACGUUUCAUCCGUCGCCUGCUAAAGAGGUAACUGAUAGUGACAACGAAAUAAAACCUAAAGCUUUGCCCUCAUCAUCCUCUUCACGAUGGAACCGAAGUAGAUCUACACCGACCUCUAAUGUUAAUAAACUAUCCGAGCCCUUACCACCAAAACGAUUUUCAUCCAGAACCACACCUUACACUACUUCAGAACCUAUUUCCGAAAAACGAUUUCCUUCACGAAAAACACCAUCUAUAACUACUUCCACUACUCCCAUUUCCAGAGGGACGAAGUUUAGAACAUUAACACCUAGAACGUUCAGUGCUCCUCCAAAACUAGAGAAAUCAGUUUCCUUUAAACCUAGAGGUUCUGUUGCUGAAAAGAAUAUAGAGAUUAAGCCCUAUAACAGGAAUAGGAAUAUCAAAAGAGCUGAAGAUCCUGCUUUGUCUACUAAGGUACCAAAAUAUACCACCGCUUCUAAAAAGCUUGACCGCGGUAAAUAUAGAAGUGAAUACUCAAGCAGGGGUUCUACUACCUCAGCGCCCAAGUAUAUUCCAACGAUUCCUUCGGUGCCAUAUAUACCGACACUGCCUGCUAUCACUCCUGUCAGGGCUAUGGUUGAUACAUCUAACCAAAAGGACCACGACGAUGGAAUCCACAUAAUAUCUAUCGAUGAACCUGUUAAUGCACUUCAGUCAGCAAAUCUUGUCAAGGGGGAUUUUGUAUCCUCAACUGCUAACUCUGUUCUUUUACCAUUGGUUAAUGAUGGCACCACUGAAAAGACAGUCUCCAUUAUUGAACGAAUAAUAAAUUCAAUCAGCGCAAGAUCUACCACUCCGCCAUCUUCGGGUACCCUUUUUAGUAGUACAGCAUCGACUUCAGAAUCCCCAUCAGCGAUAUUAAAAUUAUCGCCAAAAAAAUCUAGACAGACUGAUUUAACUGAUUCGUCAAAAACUACAGAAUCUAAUGAUACCGUUGCAUUUACAACGGAAAAUCCCACGACAAUAAUAGAGAAGAUAUUAAGUUCCCUUAAUGCUAUUCAAGCUACAGAUAUAACGAGUGAUGGGCAAGUAGGUACCGAUUUCAAUACUUUGAGCUCUUUCACUACCACGCCUGUAUCUAGUGUGACUAAGUCUUCCACUAGCAGACCACUUCUUGCACCUAGUAGCACAACAAUCUUUCCACUUAGUAUUUUAGAUCAACUUUCUGAGGAAAAUAAGCAGCAAGAAACUAUACGUAAAUUGUUGGAUCUGUUAAAUGGUUUGGUAUCACCGCAACAACAAGAGGUUGUUGUUACUCCAAAAUAUGUAAAUAAUAGAACUCCUGGUAGAGGACCUUUUGUUUCUACUACUUUCUUUCCUCUAUCAACUGCAUCUCCUGAGUUUACUACUGUAGUAACUGCACCCACAGCUACCUCUACUUCCGCUAACACUGAAGAGAUAUCUUCUAAUUCUAUUUUAUCUGAUAAUACUUCUUCUCAAAUUGUUUCUGUAAUACCUAAUACAACUGAAACUACAGUUACCACCUCCACUUCUACAGAAGUAAUUUCCACAGUUGACUCUCAAUCAACUACAUCUUUAGAAGAGUUAUUGUCUACAGAAAAUGCAACUUCAAAUACGGAGGUUGUUAAUAAUUCUGUAAAUACAAUAUUAGAAAAUAUUGCUGCUAAUACCGAUUCUCCUUCUACUAUUGGAACUACUAUAGAAAACUUAACUCCGUCAAUUCCUACUGGUACUGAAUUUGGUACCAUCCCUACAGACGCUAGUAGUUUCUUUACUAUAUUCACCACGCCAUCUUUCCAAAAAUUUGAAGUGAGUCCUGGAAGUGUUUCUGUUUUUUCUGCUAACGACAUUUCCCUUAACACUGUAACAGUAGAAGAUAUUAUUUCCACUACUGUAGUAAAUAUAGCAGGUAGAUCCAAUUUUGAUAACGCAGCUACUACUCAAAGUGCCACUACUAAAGAAGCUCCUCAAGAAGAUAAGUUAGAGAUCACAACUGUGGAAAUAACUACUGAACCUUCUCGUCAAACCAGCAGCGUUCCUACGUCUAGUAGUACUGAAACUGUAAAUACUAGUAAUCCAACGAUAAGUGUUAUGGAAACUAUGAUGUCUGAUGGUUCUGUGUCAAGUAGCACUGAAACAUUAAAUAAUAGUAGUCCUAUGUCAAGUAGUACUGAAUCUCUGAGUAGUAGUGAUUCUAUGUCAAAUAGUACUGAAUCUUUAAACAGUAGUGGGUCUAUAUCAAGUAGUACUGAAACUGUAAAUAACACUCAAACUAAUAGUAUCAGAUCCAAUAAAAAACUUAAUUUCAUUCAAGAACCUGUACAAAAUAGAAUCGAUACAUCAACUCCUGAUUACUUCAUCUUUGCUGUACUUAACAAUAACACUAUUUUACGUAAGAGGCCAAAGGUAGAACCUAAUGCUCCAUUUUAUGUUAUUGGUGUGUAUCCUAACAACACUGUCGUAAAAAAAUUCCCAAACGGAACUGAGGUUCCCAUGGAUAUGAUAAUAAGGGUAAGGGGAUUCGAUACACGUGAAAACCCUCCACCUUUGCCAGAAAUAACCAGUAACCAAGUAACAAGCGACCUUGGAAGUUCCCCGGAAAAUAUAAAUAUAAAUACGGAUGAUCAGAAUACUAUACCCUCUGUAGAUGUGAAAUCAAAUACAGUAGCUGCCAGCACAACUCAAGCCACUACCUCCUCCACAAAAGCACAAAAUACCAUUUCCCAAUCUCCUAUUACCACUACAGAAGUAAAAAGUAGAACUACUUUGUCAGAUACUAGCACAAAUACACCUGCAACUUCUACCACUACCCAAGCACCAAGUAGCACACAAACUACUAUUAUGUCUAAAGCAGAACCUACAACUAUUCCUUCGACUAUAUCUUCAGAAACCUCAAGCACCACGUCUCUUCCUUCCAGUAAAGAACAAAGUAGUACUACUUCAACUUCUACUCUACUUUCUACUACUGUCUUGAAUUCUAACACAGUUACUUUACCCCAAGAUAGUAGUACUGUCAGCACAUUGGAUAUUGAGAGCACAAAAUUAACUGCCACUGAAAGUAGUACCAAUACCCUAAGCACAAGUGAUGCUAGCACGGCUGAACCUGAUCUGGUGGUAGUAGAAUCUAGUACUGUUAUUAGUACUACUAUGGGAAGUAAUAGUGUUCCCCCGACGUUCCCAACGCUAUCUGAAUUCUUUAACGACAAAACUUUAGAGGCUUUCAAUGAGAUUGUUAGUAAUAGCGAACAAAUAAACAUGAAUAUCUCUAACCAGACUGACAAUGGUCGGGUGAGCAAGGUUGACACAACUACACAGUUUUCUAAUAAAAUUGUAAGCACCGAGUCUUCUUCUACCAUACAAACUACAAUGCCGACAGAACAAGCCAUUAGCACCACCACAACCACUAUCACAUCAACUACAAGUACACCUGAGGUUACUCAAUUAAAGUUAGAAGAAACUUCUACCGAGGACAAUGCAAUUCUAUCAAAUAAAAUCUUGGAUGAUACAACAUUCCCUGAAAAACCGAUACCAUUUUCGGCAAUUCAAAAAAUAGGCACACCAAGAAAGAUAACACCUACAACCAUUACUCCUAUAUUUAUAAGUACGACUCCGUCAGUAUUUCCAACAUUUUUAACAACUUUGUUCCCAAGUUUGUUUACUAAUGAAGCAACUAGAAAACCUAAAGUAACAACAAUUUCACCAGGUGUAAUUAGAAUCUCAGCUGCUCCUUCGGUAACUCAAACGACUUUCACCACUGAAAGACCUGUUACAACGACACAACCAAUUACCACAACUAAACCUACCACAACAACUACAACUACUACCACAACAACCACUGCACCAACUACCACCACUAGACCACCAACGACAACGAAAAUAGUAACAUCAACUCCAAGUAUAACCACCACUACCCCAAUAACUACAACUACUACUCCAACAACAACACCAAAACCAAUUACAACUACUACUAUUCCUACAACAACACCAACACCAACAACAACUACGAGGAUGACCACUACACCACCCACACGAUUUACUCUUGGUGAAACAGUUACGGCUUCUACAACAGGAAGAACUGAGGCUUUUACUGAUUUUAAUACUAUAGAAGUUACCACAACCGCAAUCAAACUUAAAACAUUGUCAUCUGAACAGAAGAAUAAUCUUAGAGAGAUAGCGCAACUAGAGAAGGAACAAGCAACUUUGUUGCAGCAGUUAUCAUUUUUAACGAAUCUGGGUUUGGGUCAAAAUAGAGGACCAAAAUCAAUAGUUAAUGACAAACACAAAAAUGCAAACACCAAUCCUGCUACGAGUUUAGCAGAAAGGAUUCUUGCUUUAGCCGUUCAAAGAGACAAAAAUUCAAAAUCUACCUCAACAGUUGCUACAACUGUUACAACCAGUUCUACCACUAAGCGUCCUACCUCAAUACAGGACCAAAUAGCAGCCUUAGAAACUACUAAAAUACCUACAAAAGCAACACCUGCUUUGGAAGAUGUUUUAAAGCAGUAUAAUUUGAACGGUCUAAACGUUGCUGUCACAUCACCAACGUCAACUGUUUAUGGAAAGUCUGAAGAUGCGAUAUUGGCAUCAAUUUUAAAAGAACAAGGAAUUGUACCCUCGACGCCAGCAGUGUUAGCAGGCGUUUUUGACGAAACUACUACUAGACCUCGACGACCCAAAACCACUACUCCACAACCUGGUCCUAUAAUGCGAGGUUUAAAUUGGUUACUUAAUACUCUUGCACCGACACCGGCUCCUGCAACAAAAAGACCUAUACCCAAACCGGUGAAACCAAAUAAACCGCCUGUAGAAGAAGAACUUUUGGUUAAUUCUCCAACUCACAUGACUCCCAUCGCCACAGCUGCUCCUUCCAAAAUUGCCAACGCGCUCAGUCAAGAGGAUAUCAAGAAACUUAUCAAUCAACUAGAAGAUAUACAAAAGAACCCAUCUAAAGGAACGUUGGAUUUGUCUCAAAUCAAAAGCAUCCAAAACCUAAUCAACUUAGACGGAGGUGUCGUUGUAAGUACCAACGGUGAACACGGUACCACCUCAAGAAUAACAACUACACAAUCUACAACUCCUACUGUCCAAACUACACAAAGACAACCUAAGAAAUUAGUGACUUUACCCACUGAAGAUCCAUUGUCAGCUAUAAGUAACAGUGAAGAUGGUUUCGACUCUAUAGAAAGUACUACUAGGACAUUACGAGCACCAGUAGGUUUUAAUCCCGUACCAGGAGUAGAUGAUGGUAGUCCUAAUCCCUUGGUACAGAGCAAUUUGAUAACUGCGGCUGUUAAUGUUACCAAAGCCAUUUCUAGCUUUUUAGGAACAGCUUUACAGGGAGCAGCAGCGUCGUUCCAAACCCUCUUCGGCGUAUCAUCAGUGGGAACGAGAGUUCUGGGUAGCGCAUCAGGAGGAUCUUCAGCAGGUUGA